This is a messenger RNA of Zeugodacus cucurbitae (melon fly), 608 nucleotides long. RefSeq lists its product as uncharacterized. Gene Ontology annotation, biological process: GPI anchor biosynthetic process. NCBI's taxonomy places the organism in Eukaryota, Metazoa, Arthropoda, Insecta, Diptera, Tephritidae. Gene Ontology annotation, molecular function: enzyme regulator activity. The record is from RefSeq and is a predicted model, not a curated record. Bases 324 to 608 code for a protein of 94 amino acids. The transcript has 2 exons. Gene Ontology annotation, cellular component: endoplasmic reticulum membrane; dolichol-phosphate-mannose synthase complex.
AACAUUUCAAGUUCUACCAUUGGGUGUGUGAGAGGGUAAUGUUUAUUAAAAAAUAUGGAUUGUGGAAAUGAACUUUGCUGUUUCAUAUUAAUUUAAGUACACUGUAACUUCCAUAUCACAGUUUUUAUACGUUUAAACAACUUAUUGCGUCUAGCAGGUUACCAAAAAACAUUUGAAAGUGUUGUUUAUGUUAGAAUACCUUUGCAAAGUGUGCUUUCUACAAGUGUUUACACAUGCACACCCGCCUCCAACCACCCACAAAUUAUUAAGCGAAUAUACAACACGCACAUUUUAUUUGUGACGCAGCAGCAAUACCAUUGUUAAUGGCUUCGAAUUCGCAGGUUGGAAAAAUUGUGGUCGUCGUUGCACUCACAUUAUUUCUCUACUAUUUCUUUUGGGUAUCCAUAUUGCCGUUUAUGUUAAUUGACGAAGGUAACUUCAUACAUUCGUUAUUUCCGCCACUUGAAUAUGCAUUCAUAUUUCCCGCUGCUUUUGGAGUGAUAUUUCUUGGUGGAAUAUCAAUUUACACGCUGUAUCACAUUUGGGAUCAUAUUUGGGAUAGGAAAACUAUUUUAAAUCGUGCGUCAUUAGCUGCUGUUAACUCGUAA